GAUUAGAAGUGCCAUGAGCAAGAUUGCUAUUUGGAAAUCCAAUGAAACAAGAAAGCUAUGGAGGCGAAGAAAUCGCGUUGUUCCAUUCAAUGAUGUCGAAGAUGAAGAUGAAGAGAAAGUGGAGGAGGUCACAAUGGUGAUAGACCUGAAUGAGAUACAUGUAUAUGAAUGGCCGGAAAUAGACUAUUCAAAAUUUGGCAAAAAUGGCUUUUAUACAAGGGCUGACUGCACAAUGGAAACUAUCCUGAGGAUGUCUCCACUUUAUGACCCAAAGUUUUCCCAACCUCAACAAGAAAAAGACAAGCGUUCCCUCCUUCAAAGAGCUCUGCAUAGAAUUGAAAAGAGAGCAAGAGAGGCCAAGUAUGCCGUUUCUGCUGCAUUGACAAAGAGAUCAGAGAAGUUGGACAACCAAGACAAAGAUUCCCAGCAGAAAACAAAGGAUGACUCAGGUUUUACUUCAUUUUAAACACAAUUAACUUAUCAACAAUGAGAUGGCUAAUGUCAAGUGGAGUUAUAUGCCUUGCACCAAUUCUGGAGCUGUGCUGAAAUAUGUAGCGCUUUCAAGGGCUGAUGCUAGAG
Messenger RNA from Owenia fusiformis, 579 nucleotides. The record is from the annotation of a GenBank genome assembly. Lineage: Eukaryota; Metazoa; Annelida; Polychaeta; Sabellida; Oweniidae.